Molecule: messenger RNA, 481 nt
Organism: Dimorphilus gyrociliatus
Lineage: Eukaryota; Metazoa; Annelida; Polychaeta; Dinophilidae
Source: the annotation of a GenBank genome assembly
GAUGGAUAGAUUUAGUGCAGAGGUUAUUAAAUCUCAUAAUAAAUGUCGUAGGCAACAUAAUGUAGCAGAACUGCGACAUAGUAAGGAUUUAAGUAUAUUAGCUCAGAAGUGGGCAGAUCAUUUAGCAUCAAUAAAUCGACCUAUCCACUCAAAUGACACAUAUAAAGGUGAGAAAUUAGGAGAAAAUGUAGCUAGAGUAUGGAGAUCUAUAGGUGCUGAACAUACUGGUCAAGAAGUAACAAAGGAAUGGUAUAGUGAAAGAACUAACUAUGACUUUAAAUUAGGAAAAUUUACAACUGGUGUUGGUCAUUUCACCCAACUCAUCUGGAAAGAUUCGAGAGAAAUUGGCGUUGGUAAGUCUCUCACACGGGAUGGACAAAUCUUUGUUGUUUGCAAUUAUUAUCCUUCUGGAAAUAUUUAUGGAAAAUUCACUGAAAAUGUUUUUCCACCAAAAUAUAAUUUUUUUACAACCUUUUUUUAA